UUGUAUUACUAUAAUUCUAGUUAUAUUUUAGGUCAGAGGAACUUUUGAUCACUAUAUUUUGAAGAAAUCCCUCUUUUCUUAAGACACGAAGAAAUCUUUCGGAAAAACAUGUUAUAAACGUGAAAUGGCUCUUCAACUUAUAAGCCAACAAAUACAAACUUAGUUUUGAUCUUAAGCAAUAAAUGCUACAAAGAUAAUUUUAAGCAGGAAUUGGUGAUGGGCACAUGGUUUCAUAGCAAAGCAAAGUCCGGCAAUCUGAGGAGCUAAGUAUAAUAUAUUUCAGUCAGAUACUCAUGUAAUUGAUAGAUUCACAGAGAGAAUAUGGUGGAUUUGCUAAUAUUUCUACCAAGAUGCAUCAUAUGCAUUUUAAUUUUGUGGUGACUUCUGCCUUGCAUGCCACUCGGUAAUGGGCACAGAACUUGUUGGACCUUGCAUCAAAGACGACAGUAUGGAAAUUCCCUCAAUCCCCCCUGGUUUUGAGUCACUUGUGCCCUUCCCGUUAAAGAGGUCAGAGGAUAACCAAGUUGGCAGUUACACAAGCUCUGGUAAUGCUUUUGAACAACAAACAGUGAAGACAGAGGUGGACUUUGACAGUAAUGAUGACUCAAAAGCUAUGAAGUCUGUUAGGCGUAGGGUUGGGAUAAAGUAUAGCCAGUUUGAUCACAGUUCCGGUGAUGAACACGAAUCUCAGCAGGUCCAGCGUGCAUUGAGGCACCAACUCCCGAAAGGGAUCAUUCGUGGGUGUGAAUCUUGUAAGAACUGCCAAAAGGUAACUGCAAAAUGGCAUCCAGAAGAAGCUCGCAGGCCUGAUCUUGACGACGCUCCUGUGUUUUAUCCUUCUGAAGAGGAGUUUGAGGACACCUUAAAGUACAUUUCUAGUAUACGUGCUAAAGCAGAAAUUUAUGGGAUUUGCCGCAUAGUACCACCUCCUUCAUGGAAGCCUCCUUGUCCUCUAAAGGAGAGAGAUAUAUGGGAGAAGUCCAAGUUUGCUACUCGAGUCCAAAGGAUUGACAAGCUUCAGAAUAGGAAUACAAUGAGAAAGAUAUUGCAAGUUAAUCAUAAUAAAAAGAGGAAAAAGAGAAGAUGUAUGAAAAGUGGAGUUGAUAAUGAAACCAAUAGUGAGGAAAUCAAAGUCCCAGAUGAAUUUGGACUACAAGAGGCUGAUAGGUUUGGCUUUGAACCUGGUUCAGAAUUUACCCUGGAUGCAUUCCAGAAAUAUGCCGAUGAUUUCAAGUUCCAGUACUUCCAUAGAAGUAACAAUAGUUCAGACGCAGGAGGUAAUGGCUUAGUGCUUCAGGGGCAGGACUGGCAGCCUUCAGUAGAGAAUAUUGAGGGAGAAUAUUGGCGGAUGGUGGAGAAACCAACUGAAGAAAUUGAGGUGCUUUAUGGGGCUGAUCUUGAAACAGGAGUAUUUGGCAGUGGAUUUCCUAAAACUGCUCAGCAAGUUAGUUCAGCUUCUGAUAUCAAGUAUAUUAACUCAGGAUGGAACUUAAAUAACUUCCCUAGACUUCCUGGUUCUGUUCUCUCAUUUGAAAGCAGUGAUAUAUCUGGUGUUCUAGUUCCUUGGCUGUAUAUAGGGAUGUGUUUUUCGUCGUUUUGUUGGCAUGUUGAGGAUCACCACUUGUAUUCAUUAAAUUACAUGCAUUGGGGGGCUCCAAAGCUGUGGUAUGGUGUUCCAGGGUUGGAUGCCCUAAAAUUGGAGGCAGCCAUGAAGAAACAUCUGCCUGACCUCUUUGAUGAGCAGCCUGACUUGCUUCAUAAGCUGGUGACUCAGCUUUCCCCCUCAAUCCUAAGAUCCGAGGGAGUGCCUGUUUAUCGGUGUGUCCAAAAUGCUGGGGAAUUUGUUCUGACAUUCCCUAGAGCAUAUCAUGCUGGAUUUAAUUCUGGCUUUAAUUGUGCUGAAGCAGUUAAUGUUGCUCCUGUUGAUUGGUUGCCUCAUGGACAUAAUGCUAUUGAGCUCUAUCGUGAGCAAGGCCGAAAAACGUCCAUUUCACAUGAUAAACUUUUGCUUGGUGCUGCUAGAGAAGCCGUGAAAGCAAACUGGGAAUAUAAUUUAUUGAGAAAGUUUACUGCAAAUAAUUUACGAUGGAAGGAUGUUUGUGGAAAGGAUGGGGUUUUAUCAAAAACGCUGAAGGCUCGUGUUGAGACAGAGAGGGUCCGGAGAGAAUUCCUUUGCAAAUCCUCAACGGCGCUGAAGAUGGAGAGUACUUUUGAUGCUACUAGUGAGAGGGAAUGCAGCGUAUGCCUGUUUGAUUUGCAUCUAUCUGCUGCGGGUUGCCACCACUGCUCACCCAAUAAAUAUGCAUGCUUGAAUCAUGCAAAACAGUUAUGUUCGUGUUCAUGGGGUGCCAAAUUUUUCCUUUUCCGUUAUGACAUCAACGAAUUGAAUAUCUUAGUUGAAGCUCUAGAAGGAAAACUGAGUGCAGUAUAUCGGUGGGCAAGACUUGAUCUUGGACUUUCUCUAAGUUCUUAUGUCUCCAGAGAGAAUAAGCAAGUACCUGGGGUCAAUGGUAAAUUAUCACAUGCCUCUCAAGGAUUGGCAGUGAAAGAGAUGAGUUCCCAAGUCACCGUCAUAUCUUCAAAAGAGCAGAAAGGGAAAGCAGAUGGAGCUGUUCCGAAUCCUACAAAGUACAUUGGCAACCCAAAAACUCCUCCGAAUUCAAAGCCACCUGUGGUGGUAUUGGCUCUGCAAAAUAUGAAGGCGACAAACUCAUCUUCUCAGAAAACUGAGGUAUCCACUCUUUCUCUGGAUUGCAAGAAAGAGAACUCUUUGCAGUUAGCUUUCAGAUACAAGGCCUCGUCAAACCAGCUUCCAUCUACAAAGGAAAACUUAGCUUCGGAGAAACAUGAAGGCAAUCAAUUGUCAUGUCCUGGCAGUAACGAAGUUGUGCUGCUCAGUGAUGAUGAGGGAGGUGAACCAAGCAAAGAACCUUCUGUUGAAAAGGAGGCAUCCGACAAGCAUACAGUAGGAAUUCAGAAGCCAGUUUGCCCUGAAAAUGUGACUAGUUCUGGUCAUUGUGUUGACAAACCAGCCUCAACAACCACCACCCCCGCCACUGUCCCUUCUGCAAUGCUUGAAAGAAUGAAGAAUGGUUCUAGUUUAGAGGGCGUAAAAGUUGAAGACCACACAGAACGUGAAACGUGUCGUGGUACCAGUCCGCAUAGCAGCCCUUGCUUUAAAAUCUCCAUGCCAGAUACAGAUUCUAGUAAAGAUGUCCCAGAAAAGGGGACUCCCAAAUGCAGUGAUGCCAAUGUAGAUGGUGACCACAAACCACAACAAAUUGAUGAAGAAAAAUCAUGUAAUGGAGAUAGUAAAAAGAAUAUGGAGUUAAAUGUUGAUCCAGGACCAGUUGACAGCAGGUUAACUGUGUCCUGUAAUCAGUCUGGCUCCCCAAACAUCUUAGAUAGAUAUUACCGCCAGAAGGGGCCUCGUAUUGCAAAGGUAGUUAGAAGAAUUAAUUGCAAUGUCGAACCCUUGGACUUUGGGGCUGUGUGCGCUGGAAAGUUGUGGAGCGACAGUCGGGCUAUUUACCCAAAGGGAUUUAGGAGUCGAGUCAAGUACAUAGAUGUCACAGAUCCAUCUAACAUGUGCUACUAUGUCUCUCAAAUUCUGGAUGCUGGACAAAGUGGACCUUUAUUUAUGGUUUCUGUGGAGCAUUGUCCUAGUGAAGUAUAUUUUCACGUCUCGGCUGCCAGAUGCUGGGAGUUGGUCCGGGAUAGAGUAAAUCAGGAGAUUGCAAAACAACAUAAGUUGGGAAGACCAAACCUUCCCCCUUUGCAGCCUCCAGGGAGUCUCGACGGAAUGGAAAUGUUUGGCUUUUCUUCUCCAGCAAUUGUGCAGGCAAUUCAGGCUCUGGACCACAAUCGCGUGUGCUCAGAUUACUGGAGAUCGCGGCCGCUAAUGCAGAUCCCUCAGCAAUCUCAAUAUGUAAGAAGUAGCAGUAUGAAGAGUGAGGAUGAUGAAGGCAAGAAAAGACAUGCUGGUGUUGAGAAAAUACUCGACGGCCUACUAAAGAAGGCGAGCUCGGAGGAACUUCAAACCUUGUACAGUAUUACACAUAACAAGAAUCCCACUGAUGAGGAGCAAAGCUUAUUGAUCCGGCUUCUCAACGAUGCGAUUCACAAGCACCCGUCAUAGACCGACCUUCCCGUCUCUGUAUCUGUAAAUGCUGAGCUCCAUUUCAGGUCGCCUUACAGGUCUGCUAUUGUUCUUCAUUUUUUUACCAUAUAGCUGAAGAUGAUGAGCAGGAUUUGUUGGGUGACUGACUAUUUUUGAAUCUUCAUUAAUUCCUGUGCCAAUAAUAGUAAUUCCAUUCUUUCA
Salvia miltiorrhiza (redroot sage) is the source of this 4321-nucleotide messenger RNA. RefSeq names its product putative lysine-specific demethylase JMJ16. The record is from RefSeq and is a predicted model, not a curated record. Gene Ontology annotation, molecular function: histone H3K4me/H3K4me2/H3K4me3 demethylase activity. The coding region runs from base 407 to 4138 and encodes 1243 amino acids. Gene Ontology annotation, cellular component: nucleus. Gene Ontology annotation, biological process: chromatin remodeling. The transcript has 14 exons. Lineage: Eukaryota; Viridiplantae; Streptophyta; Magnoliopsida; Lamiales; Lamiaceae.